AUGGGUGCCUUCGCGUCUGUUCCUGACUGCCAGGCGCACUACAACAUCACGCUGAACUGCCAGAUACUUGACGAGUCAAAUAAUUCCACGAUCGAUCACUUCAACGGCACAUGGCCGGCUAACGUGUCGUUGGGUGGAGUUUACAAGGGUGGUUUCGAGGGCGAUGCCGACAUUGCCGGUGUAGGAAUCCUCGGCGUCUUCGUGGCAGUCACUUCGUUUGCGCUAGCUGCCAGUAUCGGUGAUGUCCUCUGGCAAUUCGCAAAGACCUGGAAGUGGAAGAAAACCUAUACCGAAGAGGAGAAGCGAGCGAGACGGAAACGUCUGAGCCUAUCUGACAUUCUAGAGACUCUGGUACUGGCCUGCAGCGAUCAACAAGUCUUCAUAGGGGCGGCGUAUGCACUUACGCUGCGAUACUAUGCAGGCUGCAAAGUAUCUGCAUAUCAUUACAACAUUGCUGCCAACAUGUUGCUGCUCACCUGUGCUACUCAUCUGAUGUCGGUCACCAUCGUCCGAAACUACUGGAAGUAUCCAUGGCUGGCAAAACUACGAAUCCUCUGCAUUUCUGGAGUCUUUAUCGUCACUGGCCUACUUUUCACGAACCAAAACGGCAACGUGCAAUUACCAUUCCCCACCGAGGUCCCCCUCGCCAGCGAAGUCGAUAGUCUAAUAUUCCUACCCGCGGCUUGUUUCCAGGCUUCCGCGGGCGGCGCCAUCGAAACAUUCAAAGAAAGCACCAAAGAUGCCAACUCCUUUUUUAACAAGACGCUUCACGACUCAUCUCCCGGUAAUCUUAUUGAGGGCUGGAAUUGGUACGUCUUGACAUUGCUGUUCUACGGGGCUGCGAUCAUUGCCGAGGCCAUCAGGUUCCUCCGGCGAGGCAAAAGCAAGCAAGGAUGGAGAGGGAGGGUUGGCAAGCAGUUUGGCCGUGUCUGUGGCCUCGGCACGUUCAGGCGAAAAGUGGUCCAGAACAUAUUCCUCAUCUACCUCGUUGCCGGCGUAGGAAUCACCUGUGCUACCACGAUCAAGUCAACAAUGUACAUUUUCGAUCUACGAAGAUGGGUGGACAAGUCGGGCUGGAUCAUGAUAGAGGACAACGGGAAUCCUGAAAACGACGCCACUAGCUUUGGUCAGCUAGUGCCCAUCUUUUCCAGCGCGCUGAUCCUAUUCAGCUUUGCUCAGAUGAUUAGUGAGAAGGCCACAGAGCACUGGAAGCGCAAGCACGCAGGCGAAGAACGCCCUCCCCAGGAUGCCAUCAUACAGUACCUCGACCCUUCGAACUACGACUUACUCUCCCCUCCACCACCGGUCCAAGAGAAAUAUACGACGGAAUACUUCGGCGCCGCCGGUAUGCAUUCUGCAAACACACCACCGAGAGUCAGCUUGCAGCAUCAACCCUCUUGGGGUAGUACCAUGUCUGUGUCACACCCAAACCUCGCAGCAGCUCAUGCCUCUUCGCCCAUGCUGGUAAGGAAUGACUCUGGAAUUACGACACCGGUUUCACAGCUACCAAGCACCUUCCCGCCCAAUUCGCAUCCCAAUGAUCAAGCUGUAUACAGUGCCUUGCCCCAACAAGCUGGGUCUUCGCCAUCGCCUGAAGCUCGGUAUUCGCCAUCACCCCAUGCUGGGCAUGGUAGCCCUAUUAUCCCCCGGACAUAUCCUCCGGCGCUAUCGCGGCCUCUCAUGGGAAGUCCAACCCCUUCGCAACAAUUCGCCUCGAGGCCGGUGGGCCCUAGCAGGUCUUCCAAACAGCUAUCGUAG
Molecule: messenger RNA, 1758 nt
Organism: Anthostomella pinea
Lineage: Eukaryota; Fungi; Ascomycota; Sordariomycetes; Xylariales; Xylariaceae
Source: the annotation of a GenBank genome assembly